Messenger RNA from Microplitis mediator, 855 nucleotides. Its product is annotated as glycerophosphodiester phosphodiesterase 1. The record is from RefSeq and is a predicted model, not a curated record. NCBI's taxonomy places the organism in Eukaryota, Metazoa, Arthropoda, Insecta, Hymenoptera, Braconidae. Gene Ontology annotation, molecular function: phosphoric diester hydrolase activity. The transcript is spliced from 5 exons. Gene Ontology annotation, biological process: lipid metabolic process. The coding region runs from base 1 to 855 and encodes 284 amino acids.
AUGAAUAAUUACACGACGCCACUGCAAUACUGUUUCAAUUCAAACGUAAAGAAGAAUCUGGACUAUACUGAAGUUGUCGAUGAUACUGACUGUCGCUAUCGAACCUGUAAAGCUAAAAGUUGCAAUGCUGUGGAAAUUGACUUGAUGCGGACAAAAGAUAACAUUCCUAUUAUAUUUCAUGAUGAAACCAUUGAAAGACUUACCGGUAAAAUUGGUAGUAUUAAAGAUAUGACUUGGGAUGAAUUAAAAGAAUUAGAUAUAAGUUAUAAUCAUCCACUCAGAGAAACUUUCAAAGGUACUGAGAGAAUAUUAUUAUUCAACGAAGCAAUAGAACAAUGUUUGAACAACGAUCUCAAUAUAUUAAUCGAUAUAAAAGAUUCAAAUUUAGACUUUGUUCAAAUAAUAAUUGACGCCUAUAAAAAAUAUCCAAAGUUAUAUGAAAAAGCUUUCAUAACAAGUUAUUUUCCCGUUACUAUUUAUAUGAUAAGAAGACGUGAUCCACGAAUAAUAACAUGUUUAGCAUUUGAACCAAAAGUAUUUUCACAAAUGGCCAAUGACAGUUCAAAAGAACAUGGUCUAAUACGCACAAAAAAUCCACUUAAAAAUUUAUCUAUUUUUUUACUUGACAUUUUACACGAAUGGGCAUUAAUGCGUUUCACUUAUUUCGUUCUCGGCAUCUCAUGUGUUCUUCUACACAAAGAUAUAAUUAGUCCGCACAUAAUUGAAGAAUGGAAGACCCGAGGAGUAAGAGUACUAGCGUGGCCUAUUAAUUUGCCAUCCGAAAAAAUUCAUUAUACGAAAACACUUAAAAUAACUUAUCUUACUGAUACUUUAUUAACUGAAAAGAUUACAUAA